Messenger RNA from Lytechinus variegatus (green sea urchin), 3369 nucleotides. RefSeq names its product neural Wiskott-Aldrich syndrome protein-like. Bases 1331 to 3220 code for a protein of 629 amino acids. The record is from RefSeq and is a predicted model, not a curated record. The transcript has 3 exons. NCBI's taxonomy places the organism in Eukaryota, Metazoa, Echinodermata, Echinoidea, Temnopleuroida, Toxopneustidae.
AUUUUCCCCCAGUUUUCGACCUAAAUAUGACACCAUGUCAUAAAGUUUAUGAGCCCCGUUCAUAGUCCAAUUAACUGACUUUAAACAGUGUCUGAAGAAUAUUCGCUAUUUAUAUCCGCGAAGAUUUCUCAAGUCGUACAUUUUUUUUUCUUGAUCGUAAUAUGGGAAGCAAAAACCCAAAAGAUCAUCUUUUGUCAACGCUUUCACCUAUAUUCAAUACGUACAUGAAGUCCUUAAAGUGUUGACGAUGUGUUACACAACUUUUGCAUCAAAGGAAACUCCCAGAGCCGGAGGCAAUAUCUUUUCUUCUGUACCUAACUGAGCGCAGACCGCCUUUUGAAAAACAGAUACGAACAGAGUUGUCGGACACAACUCAAUCAAUAUAGAUUGCGCCAGCGAAAAGCACAGACAGGUAGAAGGGUCAUCUUUUUGUUUACGCGAGGAAUCACUUCAAUCUUGCCGAAGUGUCACCUAGAUAAUUUCACCGAUUCAUCGACGGCGCGCGUGACAACCGUUGUCGUACCUUUCAGGAUCUGUUCUUCUUGUAGAAGACACCGAAAUCAUUUAAAGUGUCCAUCGUAAGUUUCAUUGGAUUACUUUUGAUGAAGGGGCACCUUCUUUCGCUCAAGGGAGUUAUUGAUUCUGUUGGUCCGUUGAAAAUCAUUUUAUUGAACUUUGAAGCAGGAUUUCGUUGACUUUGUUCUCGGUUCAGUACAAAGUUAGUAUAUCAGCAGAGGAUGACGACCGGGGAUGGCGAUUGAUACGGUUCACUGAAACUCGCUACACGCAAAGGUUGCCGAACUCGAGCAGUUCUGGACGAUCCUAUCUGAUGUCCUCAAAAUUCAAUCUGUUAUAGCUGAAGAGGAUGUGACCUACUGCUAACAUGGAAUCAUUUUAAAAUCAUUGAUCAUUUUAAUCUGAUAGGAAAGGAUUAAUCACCCCAAUUCAUUUGAGUAUUUUAAGAGAAAUUUGCUUGACUCAGGGCUAUGCCGUCUCCAGGCGCUCUGGCGUAACUAUGUCUGCUGAUAAACCUGAAACCACAAAAUAUGGAUUUUUUUUCUUUGCAUAAUUCACAGGACGGAAACAUUGCCUAACCAUGAACUGAAAGGUCUCCCUGUGAGGGUGCAGGCUUUGUAAGAAGAAUUCUAUAAAAACAUUUAGGUCCAAAACUUUUUCAUGUCUGAUAUUCAUCAUUGGAAACGAGUCGUAUACUAGAAAUGAUGUCUUCGCUUAGUGAUAGUGAAAAUAUAUCCCGGACUAUUGUGUCAGGAGUGGGAUUAUUUCAUGUGUAUCACUAUCCACCGUUUCACACUUUGGAAUAUAUAGGUUUAUGAGAGAUGUUACCAUGACUACGCAAAGCUGGAUCCACAACGGAUUGGCCUCCCGCGCUGCAGACCGCCACUCCUUCAGUGGUUUCUCGUCUCCACAACUCACUCGAAGUCAGACUCGCCCCGACGUCGGCGCCCGCGAGCUCGGCUUGACGAGAUCCCACACGGUGGGCGAGCUCCGGACACCGAAGAUCAACCUCACCGGCGUGACGGGCGAACGACCUCGACCGGAGCUCACGAGAGCGUCUUCCUGGUGCGCGAUGCCGAACGUCUCCUCUCGCUCGAUGUCGCGGCUUUCUUCCAGUUCGACGUCGAGUCUGCCGAUGAUUUCUGCUAGUUCACCGAGGCAAGCUGAUGCCCUCGUCAGUGCGUCUUGUGAGGGUCUGGUGCAACGUGUCUCGGCUCUUCGCAGCUUGGCGAAUAAUCCAAGAUUAAAGGUGAGAAUCGUCAACGGAUCACCCAAAAUAUCGCCCCGCCUCAAUUCGAUCACAUCGGGACGGGAAUCGACCACAUCUCAGAAAAGACCUCACCGAGAAUCAACCCGAGAAGUCGUGGUUGAGAUUUCAAAAUAUGGUUACCAUUCUCGCAGCAACUCGCCCACCUACCGCCGGCUCAUCAACGCGAAGGAGCAACUCGACGUCGCGCUAUGCAAGAAAUUGCGCUCGGUCAGACAGCAACUUGACGGACAGACAGCCCGCGAAAACUCCGCCAUGGACGAGGGACUUCGGUUGAAAAUUGACGAGCGGGGAUCGGAGGAUUGGUAUAAAGACAUGGUGAAAAGAGAAUUGGAAAAUGACGAAACUUCGGAAGUUAUCGAGAGUAUGACGAUUGCCAACAGCGAACCCCUUGCCACAUUUGAAGCGUUGGAUUUGACGAAUCCGCGUCCCCACGUCGAUCUCGACUUCGAUAUUCGAUACAUUCAGGCUCGCAUCAACGAUUGGGAUGUUUUGAACAUCAACGUCGAGGAGGAAGAGAAGAAAAUAGAGGAAAGGCGAGAUAAGGAGAAGCGCAGACGACGCGCACCGUCGCAUUCUCCGACACACUUCCGACGAACCUGCGAAGCGUGUUGCGUGGACGGUGCGCAUGAAAAGAACAAACAGCGUGUGGACUUCCUACGUACGAACAAAUCGCGCAGGGUUAAGUUCCGCAGACGACAGAAGAACAAUAGUGACGAUAGCUAUGAUAACGAUAGUGAUAUCGAACCCCCUAUGAUGAUGGAUGAACCCGCCAUAACCCAGGCGGAUGUUUUACCGCCGCCAUCUCCACCGCCUCCUGCAAAACCAGUCAAAACUAAGAAAACCGUCAAGAAAGAAAGACCAAAGUCGUCGAAAUCGACAAAAUCAAAGACUUCAAGUAAAGCGCCCUCUGUGGCCGAACCGGAGGAAGCGGUAGAAAUCGAACCCGAAAACCGGUUACCGUUGUUACCGCCUUCGUUACCGCCAGCAUCACCUCGUCCGGAUAACCGAUCAAUAUCCGUUUCUAGCGAUCGAGAAUCGCCUGUUACCAUAGUGACGAAACCACAAACACCACCACCACCGCCGCCGGAAGAGGAAAAACCGAAACUGACUGACAAGGAGAAGUUCCUGAUGAUGAGGAAACGAAUGGAAGAGAGACAGAGAGAGAAAUCGGAGAAGAGGGAAAAUUUUGUUGAUUACUCUAUGAUCGCAUUCCAUGGUACACGUAAGGAGAGAGCUGGGAGGGGUCAGAAAGGGUUAGGCAAGACACUCUCAAACAGACUGGAGAGUAUGGCGUCUUUUAAAUCGAAACAAUCAGAUCAAGGAGAUGGUAAAAGGGAAAGUUUGAUGUCGAUGUUGGGGAGUGAUUACGACGAUGAUGACGACGAUGACGAAGAUGAUGACGAUGAUGAUGAUGAGGAUAAUGAUGAGGAAUAACCUAUAUAUUCUUUGAACAUAUGGGCGAGUGUACUAGCAAUUUUACCCUAAAUCAAUCGAUGGGCUUAUUUUGAAUUGGUCUAAUGCCAAUUCGCCCAAUUGCCAACUCGUCUACUAUCAUUUGGUCUACCAUCAGUUCGUCCAAUAUC